Porites evermanni is the source of this 1068-nucleotide messenger RNA. NCBI's taxonomy places the organism in Eukaryota, Metazoa, Cnidaria, Anthozoa, Scleractinia, Poritidae. The record is from the annotation of a GenBank genome assembly.
AUGAAUAACUCACGGGACAGUUGUUCCCUCCCUGUAGCCCACAGCGUCUUAUUGAUAGCGGUAAACAUCAGUGUGGGUUUUUUGGGAACGCUCGGUAAUUUGCUGGUCUGCGCGGCGGUCGCUACGAACCCUCGCCUUCGUCGUAGCUCCAACUACCUUCUUGCCAGCUUGGCGAUCGCUGAUUUAAUCGUGACUAUGGUAUGUGAACCCAUCUUCGUAGCGAUCCUCAGCAAGAUAAUCUUCUUCCAAGAUUGCGCAGCUGCCUUGCAGACACCCUACAAAAUCCUAUCGACUCUCUCCAGCUCCGCUUCAGUCACACACAUGGCCGCUAUCAGUGUGGAUCGUUUCAUAGCGGUCGUCUUCCCUCUACGCCACGGAAACAUCAUGCGAAAAUACGGGUUGAAAAUCAUGCUAGUAGUGGCUUGGUUUUUCCCAAUGUUAUUUCCCAUCUUAGGGGAGGUUUUGCCGGACUCGUUUCCCAAAGCAUUCCUAGCGACAGGAACGUUUGGUCUCAGUUAUGUCAUCAUUGUCGUUUCGUACCUUCUUAUUGUGGUAUUUUUGUUCAAAAUCAAGAAGAAAAGAAGCCAGUUACAAGCUAGACGAAGCUCUGAGGAUAACAAUUCCCGGGUGGAGGUACGUGUCGCAUGUACACUGGCCAUUGUGAUCGGCAUUUUUUCUGUUUGUUGGUUUCCCUUGAUGAUCCUCUUGUUUGCAACGGGGGGUUCAAUUGUGACUCCCAACGGACCUGCGCACUUCUGGAUUCGAACCUUGGCCCUUUCAAAUUCGGCAAUGAAUUUUCUAAUUUACACAGCAAGAAUCCGCGAGUUCCACGGAGCAUACACUGGGGUGUGUCGAAAGAUUUGCAAUCUUGUAGGGAACAAAUACUCUUACAAAUUUAAUUGUAACAGCUUCACUAUCCGACGCCCGCGGAGAAAAACUGCAAGUUACGUCUUCCAAGAUGUUGGAAAACCCGUAACAACAAAUGAGAGUACUGACAGCUCCCAAAGUGCUAUGGAGUUUCAAGUAAAUGGCGAACGUUAUACUUUACAACGAUGGGGUACAGUUUAA